This is a messenger RNA of Anopheles funestus (African malaria mosquito), 1556 nucleotides long. RefSeq names its product adrenodoxin-like protein 2, mitochondrial (gene Fdx2). The coding region runs from base 308 to 838 and encodes 176 amino acids. Gene Ontology annotation, cellular component: mitochondrion. The record is from RefSeq and is a predicted model, not a curated record. Gene Ontology annotation, molecular function: 2 iron, 2 sulfur cluster binding. The transcript has 2 exons. Lineage: Eukaryota; Metazoa; Arthropoda; Insecta; Diptera; Culicidae. Gene Ontology annotation, biological process: P450-containing electron transport chain; positive regulation of oxidoreductase activity.
AUAUUCCAAUGUCAAACAGGUGUUUUCAUGAGGUGGCGUAGAGAGCAGCAAGCUGGAAGGUAAAAGUGAAUUGUGCGUACAGUUUUCGUUUAUUUCCGGCCAGCUGAUUAUGCUAGAUUAGAGCAUAUAUCUUCCGUCCGCUAGCUGUUCUAAGUGAAACCUGUAGGAUCACAGACAUUUCGCAUCAAAAACGAGCAACGUGUAGUGUUAUCAGGGGACGAUCGCGACAAAAAAUCGCGGAACGAAUUACUACAGUGCACCUCCUUCAAGUCGUAUUCGAUUCGAACGACGACGGUGAACAAACAUCAUGUUCCGACUGAUGGUUACAUCACGGCUGCUCUGCCAACAACUCGUCCGGAGGGAAGUUACAACUGGCUUAACUUCCCUGCAUUCCUCAACCAACAUUUCCUCGUUAACCAGCGCCAGACGGAUGGCGCACACGCAUGGGAUCAAUAGUGCAAGAUCGUUGUCCACAUCACAGCCAAAGUUGCAAAGUGAAGAAGUGGAAGUAACAUUUGUUCGAGCAAAUGGAGAACGGGUAAAGGCGAAGGGUAAGGUGGGCGAUUCACUGCUGGACGUCAUAGUCAACAAUAAUAUCGACUUUGAAGGAUUCGGUGCUUGCGAAGGCACCCUGACGUGCUCUACUUGCCAUCUGAUCUUCUCGAAACCGGACUACGAUCGGUUGCCCGAAAAGCCAAGCGACGAGGAGCUGGAUAUGCUGGAUCUAGCCUACGAGCUAACCGAUACUUCACGUCUCGGUUGCCAAAUAACGCUCUCGAAAGAGCUGCAGGGGCUAGAAGUGCGCGUACCGGCCACGAUCAACGAUGCUCGCAGCUAAGAUUAAAGCUUAAGCUUUGCGUAUUCCGAGUAGCGUCUGAUAAAAUGAACAAACUCAGGACACACACACAAACAGCUUAGAACACGCUCUGGUUAGCUUUUCAUUAAUGCUAGUUUAAAAGUGUUUCUGCUUACCGAUAGUCUUACUUUUCAUUCAUGUGUUCCUUUCAGUUGUAAAUAUGUCCAGCAAUGUCAACACUUUGAAUCGUUCAUGUUAGAUAUGGAUCGUUUCGAAUGUACCAAACCGAUUAAAUCGAGACGUAUGCGAUAAAUGAUUCACGAGGUGCUUAAACCGGGCACGCAAGGAGCAUGUUUUAUUCAUUUAUCUUUUGUUUUGCUCAUCCCGUACCCGAUGUAGCGCUAUUGUUUAAGAUGCAGUAUUUGUUAAAUGUUUAUUCGAUCGGUUCAGUUCUACCUGGUAACAGUGAAACAGACCACCAGGCUAUGCACCGUGCGCGAAAACAUGGGAAAGGAAAAAGCAAUCAAAUGCAUAGAAUAUCUAGGAAACGUUUUUUUUGUCAGUCAUUUAGUAAAGAGUGUUGUAACACAUUUCAUUGAACAAAUGUAUAAGGGUACAUGCAAAACAGAAGAAAUUGUUCUGUAAAUAAAAUGUUACAGAAAACAGAAAAUUUCUGUGCAAAGGGAAAAUUUUAAUAUCAUUAUGUGGAAAAGCUUCUAUUUGGGUAGAAAAAAUAAAGUUGUUGAAAGUUGUACGAAAA